This is a messenger RNA of Fusarium sp. VM40, 1707 nucleotides long. NCBI's taxonomy places the organism in Eukaryota, Fungi, Ascomycota, Sordariomycetes, Hypocreales, Nectriaceae. The record is from the annotation of a GenBank genome assembly.
AUGGGGCCAAUCAGUAUUAACAUACCUCACCUGGCGCAAAAUGAGAAUUCCAAACAACUUAUAGUCAAGGGGCGUCCAUUUCUCAUGCGGGCAGGCGAACUCCAGAACUCUUCCUUGACAUCGGUUGAGUAUAUGGAGCCAGUCUGGCAAAAGAUGGUCGAUACGAAUAUCAACACCUUACUAGGCUGCGUCACCUGGGAAAUGAUAGAGCCCGAGGAGGGUGUUUUCAAAUUUUCCGUCCUCGACGAGAUUAUUCUUGCUGCUAGGAAGCACUCUGUCCAUCUUGUACUGCUUUGGUUCGGUUCGUUCAAGAAUGGGCUGUCAACCUACGUGCCAUCAUGGGUCAAGCAAAAUCCGAAGCGAUUCCCUAGAGCAAAACUGCGUAAAGCAGGCGGCCGUCUCGAGACUGCUGAUGUAGUGUCAAUCUUCCACCCAGAGAGCCGCAAGGCAGACGCCAAAGCGUUCGGCACACUCAUGAAGCACCUACGGGAAUUCGAUGAGUCUUACUCGACUGUUAUCAUGGUUCAGGUUGAGAACGAAAGCGGUCUGCUGGGUGACUCUCGCGAUGGAUCCGAGCUAGCCGAGCAGGCUUUUCGCGAGCCUGUUCCAAAGGAGCUGGUCGGAUUUCUGUCCUCCAGCUGGGAUGGACUUCACCAAGAUAUCAAGAAAUACAACUUGGCCGAGUUUAACCCAAUUCCUGAGCCUAGUGGGACUGGUAACAGAGAUUGGGAGACAGUCUUUGGAUCUAGUCCGCGUACCGACGAGCUGUUUAUGGCCUACCACUAUGCGCUCUACGUCAAUGAAGUUGCUGCGGCUGGUAAGGAACAAUAUCCUAUUCCACAUUAUACCAACCUAUGGAUGAACUAUUCUGGAGAGGACACGGAUAACGAUUUUCCAAUUGUUGUUGGUGGAGGGGGUAUGCCAGGUGACUACCCCUCUGGUGGUGCAGUGAGCAACGUUAUGGAUGUUUGGAUGCAAUUUGCUCCCCAGUUGGAUUUCCUUGGCCCCGACAUCUAUCUCAAUGACUAUGGACGAUCAUGCGCCAAGUAUCGACAUAAUAACCAACCGCUUUUCGUACCAGAACAACGACGGGAUGAUUAUGGUGCUCGUCGUAUCUGGAUUGCCUACGGGUCUUAUGCAGCUAUUGGUGUGGCUCCAUUUGGUGUUGAUACCGUGGACCCUGCCGACAACCCUUUCACCAAGCAUUACGGACUCCUCAAGUCCGUUUCGGCCAUUGUUCUUGAGGUUCAGCGCCAACCCAACGCGUCUGUUGGUUUUUGCUUUGACCCUGUUCCCGAAGGCGGGCCCUGCGACGUCUCAAACCCUAUCAAACAGACCUGGGAUGAUUUCGAAAUCACAAUUGAUCGGUGCUUUGUUUUUGGAAAGCCUGGACCAGGUGCAGGUAUGGUUAUCAAUCGCGGAAGUGGCAAGUUCUUGCUGAUUGGCUGGGGAUUCCAUGUGAGCGCAAAGAGCUUGACGCGCAACAGCACUUUUACCGGUAUUCUCAAGGUCGAGGAAAAGGCCGUGGACGACGAGGAAACUGGCCGUCUACGAACCGUGCGCUUACUGAACGGGGACGAGACCAGAAGUGGAAGUUUUGCGAUGAUGCCGAAUGAAGAUCCUGACUAUGGUGGCUUUCCCAUAUCUGUCACUGUCCCAGCAAGAACUAUGAUUGCGGAAGUGACUUUCUACUCUAUUACUGAUUAG